Messenger RNA from Lytechinus pictus (painted urchin), 2276 nucleotides. RefSeq lists its product as uncharacterized. The record is from RefSeq and is a predicted model, not a curated record. Bases 219 to 935 code for a protein of 238 amino acids. The transcript has 7 exons. NCBI's taxonomy places the organism in Eukaryota, Metazoa, Echinodermata, Echinoidea, Temnopleuroida, Toxopneustidae. Gene Ontology annotation, molecular function: nickel cation binding.
GUCUGCAAUUUGAGACUAAUCGCUAAGCCUGUGUGUGUACGUCUACGUACGUACGUACGCGUACUCAACUCAAUCGCAUCGCGAGUGUGGUGGCUAGCGCUAAAGCCGUGAUACCGCGGGAAGUUUCUGAAUUAAAAUACCGGAAUUCCUGCCGAUUCUGAUCCUGUGAAUAAACAAUAUUUCGAUUUCUCAUAUUGAAAAUAAAUGUGCAGGAAUGAAUGGCGGAUGUACUAGUAACAACGGUCGAGCCCAGGCGCCAGAUCUCAAGUUUGAUCUCAAUUCUUCAGAUAGCAGACUCUGGUUUUCCAACUGGAGCAUUCUCACAUAGUGUUGGAUUUGAGGCAGCCAUGAAGCAAGGUCAUAUCUAUGACCAACAGUCCUUCAAGAACUUCAUCGUUGGGGCGAUGGAAAAUGCAGGGUCGUUUAAUCUACCGUUCGUCAGAGCUGGAUAUGAGAUGAGUGAGAAUAUGACAGCGAUCAUCUCCUUGGAUCGUUACUGUGAUGCCUGUAUUACCAAUCAUGUUGCUAGCAGGGCAAGCUCACAACAGGGAAGAUCCCUCAUAUUAACAUCUAGUGAAACAUUUCCUGAUCAGCGGAUCAAAAACCUUAUGAACUCAAUUAGUGAACCGGGGAUGAAGGGCCAUCAGGCACUUAUGUUUGGCUGUCUGUGUGCCUAUUUAGACAUCCCUGUCAGAGACUGUUUAGAAGUGUUCAUCUUCAAUAUUCUUAAGAUCCUUUGUGUGAGCGUGGUGAAGCUGGGGCACAUUGGACCUUUACAGGCCCAAAGGAUUCAAUAUGAACAUCAAAAGAACAUUGCAAACAUUGUAGACAGGAAUCUUGAUCGUGGCGUUGAGGAGAGCUGUAUAUCUUUCCCACUCGCUGACAUUUUUCAGAAUACCCAUGAUACACUCUUCUCAAGACUGUUCUGCUCAUGAUGCCAUCGGAUGACCCAUGCUGCAGCUUAAGAAAAAAGAUGGUCCAUGCUGCAAAUUUCUUUUAUUUUUGACCAUUUUGUAAACACAUACAUUUCAGCUAUUGGCUGCUGUAUGUGUAUUGUUGUUUCUGAAAUGAAUAAAUCAUGAAUAUAUUAAGAAAAAAGAUCUCCCGUGCUGCAACUUAAAGGAGAAUGAAACUGUUGGAGCAAGUUAGCUUUUGCGAAAGCAGAAAAAUCAAAGAAUAAGAUCAUAUACUAUAACAAUGUCCAAUGUUGAUACGCGCUUUUGUCACAGUGCGCCAAAAUGACGCCUGUUGCCAUGGUUAAAACAGUGGACUCAUGAAUAAAAUACCAUGAAUAACCAAGUAACCAUGGCAACGGGCGUCAAUUUGGUGCACUAGACAAAAGUCUAAGUAAACAAGACAUCAGAUUACGGACCAAUGUGUUCUAAUUACUGAUUAGCAUGACCAAGAGAGGGCAGGAAUUAAUUACAUUUUUAGAAAAGGCGAUUCCAAGAAACAUGAAUAUUUAAUAGUGUAUGGUUGUCUAUCAAAAAGCACCAUUAUACAGGUUAUCGGGUAUGUCUUCGUGUUGCCCCUGAAGGUGGUCUGGGUUUUUAAAUUCUGUGGUAGAGAGUACUGGGAUGCCAGUGGUCCCAGGGCCUGAGAAUUUAUCAGUAAAUUAUGUGCACGAAGUCCCUUUUGGCCGGGGUCAAGUUCUAGGGUUCUAAAUGGUCUCUGAUUCAAUCUGAGCCUAUUUCAGGGAUCAUUUCCCCGAAAGAUUUGGGGUUAUUUUAUAAUGUAUUGCCUCGACUUGCAUGUACGACAUCAUUCAUAAGAAAUAAUUAUGUCUUGAUGAAGUUUUCAAGAAUAUAAAUACUGUACUCUGCAAACUCUAUUGCAGGGAAAUGCUGCCACAAAGACAGCGAGUUUGAAGCACUUUUUAUUAAAUUUUGACUUUAUGUUAUUUGAACUCUGGCAUCCCUUAGAAUAUCACAGGGUGAGCAAAGCCCACUUCCCCAUGAUUUCUUUGAAAUUUAUUGUUAAAGAUCAACUAUACAGAUGGAAAUGAGAAGAAUCAAGGUUGGUACAUGUGACUGUACUUUUCAAUGAGAAAUAUUGCCAUUUGCAUUCACAGUACAUAAAUGACAACUACUUAUCAUUCCAAUUUAUUUUGUUUUCAACAUUUUAUUGAUUCGGUGCUUGUAAAAAGCCUAUCAAAUUGCCGCAAGUUUAAUCUCAAUUUUAUUGACGAUCAGACAAUAUAUUGUACAACAUGUGUUAUCUACAUCAAAACUAUAUGCAUGUACAUAUCUUAAUAAAUACAGAUUAUCCUCUGGAAA